Messenger RNA from Mytilus trossulus (common blue mussel), 1563 nucleotides. Its product is annotated as cysteine-rich venom protein kaouthin-2-like. Gene Ontology annotation, cellular component: extracellular region. The record is from RefSeq and is a predicted model, not a curated record. The coding region runs from base 62 to 1156 and encodes 364 amino acids. Lineage: Eukaryota; Metazoa; Mollusca; Bivalvia; Mytilida; Mytilidae. The transcript is spliced from 11 exons.
ACGGAUGUCACAUGUACCACUGUCAUAUUUACCCGAUGUAAGAUAGAUACAAUAGACAACAAUGUAUCCGUCACAUCUUUUUAUUCACUUGUUUGUGAUAUACGGAAGUUUACUUUGUGGUCAAAGCUUGACUGAGGAUAACAUUUUUACAAAUGAGUUGUACAGAAGUAAAAGAAAUGUUGAUUGUGGAUCGUCGAAUACCUUGAAGAAAUAUACAUUUUAUCCUGGACACACUGCAUGUUUGACUGCGUCUUCAUCUGCUGAUUUGGCCUCAUCAGGUGUGACCGCAGAUGAGAAGACAGAAAUAGUGAAUAAACACAAUGCUUUACGAUCUCUCACUCAAGCUACAAAUAUGAUGAAAAUGAGCUGGGAUGACGAAACUGCUUACAUAGCUCAAAAAUGGGCAGAAAAUUGUAUGACAUCACAUGAGUCUCCUGGUCUGAAACGGACCAUUCCAGGGAGGUUUGGACUUGGUCAAAAUCUUUUCUGGGGAUCCGGAAAGUAUACCUGGAGUGCCGCUAUACAAAGUUGGUAUGAUGAGAUCAACGAUUUCACAUUCAAUGGUCAAAAUGUAUUCAGUAAAAUUGGACAUUAUACACAGAUUGUUUGGGCAGAUUCUAUAAAGCUUGGCUGUGGUUAUGCCCAGUGUAAUUCAGCACGUACUCAUUUCUAUGUGUGUAAUUAUGGACCAGCUGGUAACAUUGGAGAUACGAGUAAACCAUAUAAACAAGGAACACCCUGCCAAGAUUGUCCGGGAAAUUGUGUCAACAAAUUAUGUGAUUGCGACAAGGUUUGUUUAAAUGGAGGAACCCUUGACUUAUCAGCCUGUACAUGUAGUUGUAAGAGUGGUUAUAGUGGACCAGAUUGUUCAUUAAACUGUGUGACCAAGACAGACCCCGGAUAUUGUGGUACACAGUAUCCUCCUAGUCAUUGUGUGACUUACAGUAAUGUCCCAUCAGAUUGUCCACAUAUGUGUAAAAUAUGCCCAAAUGGCGGUGUUGCAGUAACUGGGAAAAGUAAUGGAAGAGGAGUAUUAAGAUUCGGCAUAUCUACAACUGACACAUCUGGUGAAAAAGGAAGUACCAGUACUUCGACUUUCAUUUCGAUUCUAAGAAUCAGUGUGACAGCCAUUAUAGUCAUAUACUAUGUUUUUUGACGUAUACAUCAUUUCGAUUCUCAGAAUCAGUGCGACAGCUUUUAUAGUCAUGUUCAAUCUACUUUGACGUACACAUCAUUUCAAUUUUCAGAAUCAGUGUGACAGCUAUUAUAGUCAUAUUCAAUGUUCUUUCACGUAACCAUUACUAUACAAAACUGUUAUAAUUUUGUUAUCUGACUUACGAUUAUUUUAAUGUAGAUGGUGGUGUUGCAGUUACUGGAUUAAGUGACGGAAAGGGAGUAAUCAAUUUCGAUCUGACAGGAACUGGAUCAGGAAUUACGAGUCCUUCAACGAUCGAAACUUCAGAGCCAGUUACUGUUCCAUCGAGAAGUACAAGUACUGUGAAGACUGACAUUUCUCAAUCUGCAACAACGGUAACAGAACAAACAACUUAUUCGAAAAGUGAC